Prorocentrum cordatum is the source of this 987-nucleotide messenger RNA. The record is from the annotation of a GenBank genome assembly. NCBI's taxonomy places the organism in Eukaryota, Dinophyceae, Prorocentrales, Prorocentraceae.
AUGCCCGACAGCCCGCGGACGGCACGACCCGUGCGCACGCAGGCGGCGGUGGCUGGGGCAUUGCUGCUGGCGGUCCGUAUGGCGGCCCCACAGAUGCGCUGCAGCGCCGUGCCGCCACGGCCGCCAGCCAGGGCCGCGCUCCAUCGCCGCGGCGCCGUCGCUGGCCUGUUGGCUCCGGCGGCAGUGGGCUCUUCGGCUUGGGAUGCGGUUGCGGACGUGCCGGCUGGCAACGAGUACGCUGCGGUGUCCGCCGCCGAGGUGUUCCGUUUGGACGGUGCCGUGUGCAAGGUCGGCGAUUUGGUCCCGAGCGGCAAGAGGACCGUGCUGGCGGUGUUGACACAUUUUGGGGACUUCAAUUCGUGGGAGUAUGCCCAGCAGCUCAGGUUCGAGCUGCCGAAGCUGCAACAGGCGGGUGUGUCCCUCGUCGUUGUCGGCAUCGGCACCGUCUCAGCCGCCAUGAAAUUUUCCGAGCUCCUAGAUCUGCCAGCCGAGUUCAACCUCUAUGCAGACCCGACAGGCGCUACAGCGAAGGCGCUUGGGUGCUCACGCGGGUUCGCAGAGGGGACGCCGGUAAAUGGCUACUUGAAGUUGUUACCUAUGCUGCUUGGCAUCGGCUCCCCGGGAACACUGGAGGCGGUCUUGCGCGGCUACCGUGGAGAUCCAGGGGCCAGGCGCGAUUGGGUGGAUGCCGCCAUCGCGCAGGGGACGACGCAGAAUCGCUUCCCGUCCGGCUACGGCGAGAAAGAUUGGGACGGAAUCGCGACGGACGGCAUCCGCCCGAUGGAGUUGGCAACGUUGCGCCUUCAGAACAUGGUUGACGGCAUCCUCAAGAAUUGGGAUGCGCUCGCGCCAGCUGACGACCAGCUAUUCGUCCAACAGGGCGGUACCGUGAUCUUCAGAGACAGGCAGCCCACGUACGUGUACAAAGACAAGGGCAUCCUGACCUACACCCCGAUAGAACAGGUGAUCGAAGAGCUCAGCUUGUAG